This is a messenger RNA of Eimeria tenella, 1245 nucleotides long. RefSeq lists its product as uncharacterized. Bases 1 to 1245 code for a protein of 414 amino acids. The record is from RefSeq and is a predicted model, not a curated record. Lineage: Eukaryota; Apicomplexa; Conoidasida; Eucoccidiorida; Eimeriidae. Gene Ontology annotation, biological process: regulation of transcription by RNA polymerase II. Gene Ontology annotation, cellular component: nucleus. Gene Ontology annotation, molecular function: transcription cis-regulatory region binding. The transcript has 6 exons.
AUGAGCGGCGACAGUCCAGGAAACUCGCCUGCGGGCGCAGCCUUUCCCCUAAAACACCAGCAGCAGCAGCAGCAGCAGCAGCAGCAGACACCGUGCGCCAGCGAUGGAAGCACCAGCGACAGCAGCACCAACAGCAGCAGCAGCUGCUGCAGCAAGAGCAGCAACACCAGCAGCAGCAGCACCACCAAUAACAACAAUGCCAAAGGCUGCAGCAGCACCACUGCCAAGGAAGAGCCUUCAUGCGGGACGUUAACAGCAGCAGCAGCAGCAGCGCCAACAGCAGCAGCAGCAGCGCCUACAGCAGCAGCAGCAGAACCCCCAGCAGCAGCAGCAGCAGCAGCAGAUCCAAAUGCCGUCGUGUAUAGGCUGGGCCUCGAGCGGCUGAUAUCAUUUGUCUUGCUGUGCAAAGUCAAGGAACCCCCGGCCCCCACAGACGCAGCAGCAGCAGCAGCAGCAGCAGCAGAUGGCGGGGAAGCAGCAGCAGCAGCAGCAGGAGGCCGCAGCAGCGGGGGAAGGUUGUUCACAGUUUUGGGGAAGAAGCAGCAGCGGCAGCUGCGACUCUUCUCCUGGGAAAGCUCAAGGGAUUAUCUCCUUGCGUUGGUGCUUUCAUUCAGCCAGCCGCCGUUGACCCUGCAGCGUCUGUGCGAGGUCGUUUCAAACCCUCCUCACCGCGAGGUGGAAAAGCUGUUUUUCGCUUUUAGAAAACUGCUGCGCGUCCGGGACUGCUGCUACGAAGAGCCCUCGUCUCCUCCCUUGCCAGACGAUCCCGUUCUUGCAGAACGCAUUGCCGCGGCAAACGCCGGCAGCAGCGACGGCGAAGAAGAACGGCCCUGCUGCUGCGUCUGCUGCACCGACUGGCUGGGCGAGCUGCUGGAGCUGCAGCAGCAGCAGCAGCAGCAGCAGCAGCAGCAGCGCCGCUGCUCCUCAGAAGUGGCCCAAGAAACGGAAACAGAAACUGAGCCCGAUUCCGCAGCAGAUGGUUCAAUUGCUUCCUCUUUUCAAGGAAAGCAGCAGCAGCAGCAGCAGCAGCAGCAGCAGCAGGAACGCGAUGACGCAGCAACAACUACUAGCAGAAAGCGGAAUUCAGAAGAAGUUUCCCUUGAUGCUGCUGCUGCUGCAGCAGCAGACGCGGGGGAUGCAUCGCCAGCAGCAGCAGCGGCAGCAAGUUCUGCUGCUGCUGCUGCUAGGAGGAGACGCCUCGAUGAAGAUCUGCUGCAGCAGCAGCAGCAGCAGGAAGCGCAGUAG